GGUUCUUAACGUGAACGGUUAGACCGGGUAAUUUCGGUUGUUUAUUCAAAUAAUAUAUAUCUAUAUAUACUUUUAAAAAUACAUUAGCUGCUGUAAAAAGACUGUUCAAUAAAUGACGAAAUGCAAAUACGAAGGGGAUUCAUAGCUUUGUUGGCAUAUAUUUGGAUAAGUACUUUGGUAAACGGUCAAACUACUCAAAACAUCAACGUUUUAUUCAUAAAUGAAGUGGAUAACGAACCAGCAACAAAAGCUGUUGAAGUUGUUCAGACAUUUCUUAAAAAGAACCCCAACUAUGGACUUUCUGUGCAAGUGGAACAAAUAGAAACCAAUCGCAGUGAUGCUAAGAUUCUUCUUGAAGCUAUAUGUUCAAAAUAUGCUGAAAGUAUUGAAAAGAAGCAAUCUCCUCAUGUUAUUUUUGAUACAACAAAAAGCGGUGUUGCAUCGGAAACGGUCAAAUCGUUCAGCCAGGCUCUUGGUCUACCAACAGUUACAUCAUCGUAUGGCCAGGAGGGAGAUUUAAGACAAUGGAGAAACAUCGACGAGAAGAAAUCAAAAUAUCUUCUCCAGGUUAUGCCACCUGCAGAUAUAAUUCCAGAGGUUAUUCGAAGUAUCGUUGAAUACAUGAACAUAACAAAUGCUGCAAUUCUGUACGAUGACACUUUCAUAAUGGACCAUAAGUAUAAAUCCUUGUUGCAGAACAUUCAAGCUCGACAUGUGAUAACCGCUAUAGCUAAGGAAGGCGAAAGAGAACAGCAAAUUGAGAAACUUCGAAACUUGGAUAUCAAUAACUUUUUUAUCCUUGGAAGCCUUCAAUCUAUUAAGAUGGUCCUUGAAUCAGUGAAACCAGAAUAUUUUGAACGGAAUUUUGCUUGGCAUGCCAUAACACAAAGUGAAGGAGAAGUUCGCAGUCAAAGAGACAAUGCUACAAUAAUGUUCUUGAAACCCGUGGCCUAUCAAAAGAAUCGUGAUCGUUUAGGGUCAUUAAGUACAACGUACAACUUAAAACAGGAACCCCAAAUUGCAUCGGCAUUCUAUUUUGAUUUGGCUUUAAGAACUUUCUUGGCAGUCAAAGAAAUGUUGCAAUCUGGAGCAUGGCCCAAGGACAUGGAAUACCUUACGUGUGAUGACUUUCAAGGAGCAAACACCCCCGAACGUAUUAUUGAUUUGAGACAAUACUUUCUUCAGGUUUCAGAGGCAACGUCUUAUGGGGUUUUUGAAUUAGUCACGCAACCUAAUUUACCAUUCAAUGGUUAUAGUUACAUGCAAUUCGAAAUGGAUAUCAGUGUUCUACAAAUUCGUGGAGGUAAUUCGGUGAAUGAAAGGUCGAUUGGCAGUUGGGUAGCUGGGCUUAAAUCAUCUCUCAAUGUGAAAGAUGAGAAGAUCAUGAAGGACUUAACAGCAGAUACAGUUUACAGGGUAUUCACGGUUGUUCAAGCUCCAUUCAUAAUGAAAGAUCCAACAGCUCCGAAAGGUUACAAAGGCUAUUGCAUUGACCUUAUCGAUGCUAUCGCCGAAAUUGUCAAAUUCGAUUACACAAUUGAAGAAGUUGAAGACGAAAAAUUCGGAAACAUGGAUGAAAAGGGUGAAUGGAAUGGAGUGGUGAAAAAAUUGAUGGAAAAGAAAGCUGACAUUGGUCUAGGCUCAAUGUCUGUGAUGGCCGAACGAGAACUAGUAAUAGAUUUCACAGUUCCAUAUUAUGAUCUUGUUGGGAUAACUAUAAUGAUGCAAAGGCCAAGCACUCCGAGUUCACUCUUUAAGUUUCUAACUGUAUUGGAAACUAAUGUAUGGUUGUGUAUUUUGGCUGCUUACUUUUUUACAAGCUUUUUAAUGUGGGUGUUUGAUCGAUGGAGCCCAUAUAGCUAUCAAAACAACCGCGAAAAAUACAAGGACGAUGACGAGAAACGAGAGUUUAAUUUGAAGGAAUGCUUAUGGUUCUGUAUGACAUCGCUGACGCCACAAGGUGGCGGUGAAGCACCGAAAAACUUGUCUGGAAGAUUGGUGGCAGCUACUUGGUGGCUUUUUGGAUUCAUUAUAAUUGCAUCCUAUACUGCCAAUUUAGCUGCUUUUUUGACCGUUUCUCGUUUGGACACUCCAGUUGAAUCCCUAGACGAUCUCGCCAAGCAAUAUAAGAUCUUGUACGCUCCAUUAAAUGGCACAUCAGCGAUGACAUACUUUCAGAGAAUGGCAGACAUUGAGCAGAUGUUCUAUGAGAUCUGGAAGGAUAUGUCCCUCAAUGAUUCUUUGACACCCCUUGAACGCUCAAAAUUAGCUGUAUGGGACUAUCCGGUUAGUGACAAAUAUACAAAAAUGUGGCAAGCUAUGCAAGAAGCUGCAUUACCAAUAUCUUUGGAAGAAGCCGUCGCAAGGGUCCGAAAUUCUACAGCUGCAACUGGAUUUGCGUUUCUGGGUGAUGCCACAGACAUUCGAUAUCUUGUCAUGACUAACUGUGAUCUUCAAGUUGUGGGUGAGGAAUUUUCUCGAAAACCGUAUGCAAUUGCUGUCCAACAAGGUUCUCACUUAAAGGAUCAAUUCAAUAAUGCAAUUUUGACACUUUUAAAUAAGCGGCAAUUGGAAAAACUUAAAGAAAAAUGGUGGAAAAAUGACGAAAUUCAGGCAAAAUGUGAAAAACCAGAAGAUCAAUCCGAUGGCAUUUCAAUUCAGAAUAUAGGAGGUGUUUUUAUUGUUAUAUUUGUGGGAAUAGGAAUGGCGUGCAUAACACUUGUUUUCGAGUAUUGGUGGUACAAAUAUCGUAAGAAUCCAAGGAUAAUUGAUGUCACUGAAGUAAAUGUAUCCGGAAAAGAGGGUGGUGUUGAUGGUAAGAACAGUGAAGGCGGUAUCAUUUUAGGACAAUCUGGCAAGGAAUAUCCGUAUGGCAAGAGCAAUGUUGCUUUAAGGCCAAGAUUCAACCAAUAUCCAAAUACCUUUAAGGCCCGUUUCUAGAGGCUGGAGUAUGAACAUGAAACGAUACAUAAUUUCGCACAAUUUUACACAGAUGGGUGGAUUUUCAACGCACAUUUUAAAAUUCUGGUUUUAUAUGUUCAGUGUUAUUUAAAUUGAAAUAAAUUGAUAUAGCAAAUCA
Messenger RNA from Eupeodes corollae, 3079 nucleotides. It is a transcript of the gene Ir25a, whose product is annotated as ionotropic receptor 25a. Gene Ontology annotation, biological process: modulation of chemical synaptic transmission; synaptic transmission, glutamatergic; monoatomic ion transport. The record is from RefSeq and is a predicted model, not a curated record. The transcript has 10 exons. Lineage: Eukaryota; Metazoa; Arthropoda; Insecta; Diptera; Syrphidae. Bases 121 to 2940 code for a protein of 939 amino acids. Gene Ontology annotation, molecular function: transmitter-gated monoatomic ion channel activity involved in regulation of postsynaptic membrane potential; glutamate-gated receptor activity. Gene Ontology annotation, cellular component: plasma membrane; postsynaptic membrane.